AUGGCGUUACCUCACACUGUUCACGGAGCCUCAGGGAGUGGCUCUUCAGAAAAGGUCACUAAACUCAAUACUCUCGUGCCCGACCUUUGGAUCAUCCCUUGUCAACGGAUCGUUGAAGAAGGGCAAAGACCAGCUGUUCUAAGCACCCUGAUUCCUUCUGAAACUCGCAAAUCACGGUCGACGGUCUUUUGGCGGAAAUACAAGCAGAUUUGGAGGACCAAAAAGAGACUUUCUGCCAUCGAAGCCGUUGGCCAGUACAACAGGCUUCUCAGUUGGAGGGGUUGUUUCUUCACUGAUGACAAUCACGCCUCAAACAUGUCUUCGACGAUGCCGUUACUAGAUGCCCUCCCUGUUGCUGUUUGGUCCCACGUCUUGUUUGAUGAAAUUCUAUUGGGGCCACUUGCGUUGCUCAAGUGUGGACUUCCUCCUAUUAACAUCAAGGGGAAUGGGACAUUGGACUCUCAGCUGCAUACUAUGAUUUCAAGGCGUAAUGACAAGUACAAAGGAUUCAUUGAUCGCCCGACACUACACGACGGUCUAUUUGAUCCUGGACACCAUGCGCUCCAGAAUCAAAGGCAAAACGUCAACGAUACACAGAAUGUUGAGAAGGUCUUUAUUGAGAUCUCGGACGACUCGGACUUGGACUUGGACGUUCCUUUGGGUAUUGAAUAUGUCGUCAAGCAGGGGAGGGGAGGGACAUUGCUUAACACCCAAAACGCGUCUGCUCAGCAUGGAACUCACCCAGAUACUCACGAGGAUCGUAGUGCUCAGGCUCUAAGGGAACCCUGGGAUCCUGGAUUUCAACGAGUAACAGCACUUUCGGUUCUCGGUUUACGACCUUGUAUGGAACCACCGGGUUGUAGCUUCCAACCUCUGAUGAAACCUCGGGAAGGCAGCGAGCAACCUCAAAGGGGUUGGAAACCGCCGCCUCUUGAUCACGGCUCCCAGCCUCUAACGACCCCUCCAGAUCGCGGUCUGCUCCCUACAACGCCGGCUCGUUGCCCAGCUUAUCGCCGUCGCCCAUUUGGAAAUUUGGACGACGAGCUUGAUCAAUACGAUGACGAUGACGAUGAUUAUGAUGACCACGACUACAUCGAUGACAGCGAGACCGACAGCUCAGAUUAUAUCUGGGAACCGCGUUCUUCAAAGCAACGGAAGUCUCCACUCAAAAAGACCCUGCUGACUUGCCUUCCGGGUCCCUCUGCACCUCAGCCAAAGCUACCUAUUGUUCGUUGUAAUGGGCAGUCAACAUCGGGGAACCCCAAUCCCGCGGUUACGUCUGGUCAGAUUUCUCAGGCGAGAGGUCGGCGUCCUUAUCAACGCUACGUCCUGGGGCCAUUCCCAUUCCCAUCGGCCUGGGUGGUGGAGGUGCAUCAGAGUCCGAAUCUGCUGCAGGCCUUGGAAUCCUCCCCAUCCCAGCCCGAGGAUCAUGUAUCGUACUCAUCCGCUCGAAUCCCUCUUUGA
Messenger RNA from Laccaria bicolor S238N-H82, 1464 nucleotides. RefSeq lists its product as uncharacterized. The record is from RefSeq and is a predicted model, not a curated record. The transcript is spliced from 9 exons. Bases 1 to 1464 code for a protein of 487 amino acids. NCBI's taxonomy places the organism in Eukaryota, Fungi, Basidiomycota, Agaricomycetes, Agaricales, Hydnangiaceae.